AUGGGUGCCGCACCGAGCACCGAGGUUCUUCGCGCGGCGCCGUUUUGUCCGACGCGCAGUGGGGCUGGUCGUGUCCUCGCGUUGAUCCCCGUGACGGAAGAGUUCUUCCCCUCGCCCGAUGUCCCACUGUUCGUGCAGUUCUAUGAGGCCCGCACCGACCCGUACGUGCGUUACUACCUGCGCAACCACUGCUUCUAUCCCCACAACACCAGUUUAGGCGGCAACAGUGCCGACGAGAACGACACGAACGGCGUGCGGCUUGACCAAAUUCCCCCCGCCAUGUGCACCAGGAAGGAGUACUACGACUGGUGUAUGUCAGCUGUGGGGAGGAAUCGCCGCUACCACACCAACGCAGAGUUGCUGCAAGACUACAAUGCAGUGCCGUCACGACGGCACUUGAUACGCCCUGUUCCCUGCGCUGUUGUGUUUCAGUACGACGAUGAAUACAACGCGCCGGAGGGGUGUGUGUCGCUUGGGGACAAGGUCGUUCGCGUCAUCGGCGGUAUCGGCUGCCUGGAGAACUCGCCCGAAAGCACCAGCGGUGGCGGCGGCAGUAACCAAGACGAGGCGGAGUUGACAUUGGAAUUGACGAUGUUCGUUCGCAAGUCUGCAGGAGACCAUAACAUGGUGCGUGUGAUGCUGCUUUCGGCGUGGCUUCUCCACGAGCACUGCGUGAAGAUAUGCGGUCUGCCAUGUGUCCCAUUGCUGUCUGUGACGUUGCGUGGGCUGAAGACAAACAUCCCGUUUCUCUGCUUCCUGCGUGAGAUGCGGUACCGUGUGGGGCUCCUGCAAGGCAACACGGCCAAGCACUGCACGUGGAUCGACGGCGCCUUCAUAUGCAGCUGCUUCACCGCCUCACACGCGUCGGAAUUGUGUGAGGCCUUUGCUCAUCACUACCAGCUGCUGCUGAAUGCCAAGUCACGCGUGAAAAUGGACACUGCACUGUUACCGGUAGCGAAUCGCCUGCAACCCGCGCAGGACGGCGGCGAUGUGAGCGUUAGCGCUGACAUGGAGGACACAGUGUCUUUCACCCGCAUGCCUAGCAGCGGACGCUUUAAAAAACAGUCCUUCACGCUACGUGGUGUCAUUGAUACAGCGAACACUGUCAUCCCCGAAAUGGGCCGCGGUACGGAAGAUGUGUACCUCGUCUGCACUGACGCAACUGUGCGUAUCGAACGCAGCGAGGAUGGCACCGUCAGCAAGGAUAGCCUUGACCACGACGGUGGUGAGGCGAUGGUUCUUCAGGCCGCGCCACUCAAAGUAAAGCGUGGGGAUGUUCUUCGCUUCUUCCCCGACGAUGCGGCGGCGCGGCAGCCGUCGAACAGCCACUGCAUGACAGAUACCAUCACCACUCCGCUCGGGUGUGACAAAACCUUUGGCAAGGACACCACCUGCGAGGGAGAACUCAGGCGUGGCACGUGGAUAGUGGACACAACCGUCAACUUGGAAAACGUCCUCCUGGCGCUCGUCCACGAUGAGUGCAAGAACGCGCGGGAGGCCCCUGCCAGUGACCCGCACUGGCUACGCUGCAAGGAGACAGGUGACCUUGUGUGCGACGGCAAUUUUUAUAUUUGGUACUUCGAGCGUGGGGGCGUGACGUACUACUACGGCACUCUGCCGAAGUUCGCGAACAGGUUAAAAAAACGCCACGACACACAGAGGCGUCGUCCUCCCAUCACUGCCACACUGACGAGUGAUGCAGCAACAGCAGAAGCAGCAUCAGCAGCAGUAGCAGCGACUUCGAGAUGCGAUGAAGCGGCCCAAUUCCCUGCGACGACAGACGCACUGCAGAAUGAGCUGCGGCCUCAAGGGGGGCCUUUGAUGGGCCACAAGGAUCUCUUUGAAAAGCAAGGCGAUACCGCUGCUCAACAGUUUCCGGCCAUCGUGGGCAAUGUGAGCCAUACAACACCUUUUUUUGACCACACUGCACUACCUUCAGUCGACGUGAUGCAACAACAUUACACAGAGGGAUCGCGCUUCAUGCUUGUGCAACCUGCAAUGCCCUACAACUCCGUCUCCGGUGGGUCGGCGGGUGCACCUUUCACGGCGGCUCAAAUGCCAUAUUAUCAGAGCGGCAUCAACAACUGUGCAGUGUACCCUUCCACGACCUCAUCGCUGCUGCACUGCAUGCAGCCUGUGCACCCACUGCAGCUACAGUGCCUAUCGCCGAUGCAGCCGAUGCAGUACGUACCAUGGAUGCAGCCUCUACAACAGACACCGGCGGCUAUGUACGCCUAUUUUAACCCUGCAGCGCCGCAGACACAACCACAGCAGCUGCAGCCUGUGCCGUUCAUGCAUCUGCGGCCCCCGGCAGCGGCAUAG
Messenger RNA from Trypanosoma grayi, 2322 nucleotides. RefSeq lists its product as hypothetical. NCBI's taxonomy places the organism in Eukaryota, Euglenozoa, Kinetoplastea, Trypanosomatida, Trypanosomatidae. The record is from RefSeq and is a predicted model, not a curated record. The transcript has a single exon. The coding region runs from base 1 to 2322 and encodes 773 amino acids.